Acipenser ruthenus (sterlet) is the source of this 7967-nucleotide messenger RNA. RefSeq lists its product as uncharacterized. Bases 396 to 2459 code for a protein of 687 amino acids. The record is from RefSeq and is a predicted model, not a curated record. Lineage: Eukaryota; Metazoa; Chordata; Actinopteri; Acipenseriformes; Acipenseridae. The transcript is spliced from 16 exons.
AGGGAAAGAGGAGGAGUAGAUCAAGAACAUCCAACAAGCAAGAGAUUUCAACUGUAUUAAAUAAACAUCUGCACUAUUGGCUUCAGACGCGACGCUGUCGCCAGGGAAGCAGCUCCGCAACAGCAAAACGGAAAAACCGGGGCUACAGUAACCAAGAGCAGCGCGCAGUGUACAGUUUAAACAAUGCCUCCCUCUAUGAAACAAACUUGCAGUUCCUGACAGAUAGUAAACAGACUCCCGUUGUUGCUGUUUAAAGAGAUUCUCUUGUUUGCUGCCUUUUUCUUUCGACAUUGUUCUGUUCUUUUUCUUUUCUAUUUUAAAUCUUAUUUAUUUGCUCGUUUGCCAGCUGCUCCAAAUUUUUGUGAAGUGCAUUCAAGAAACCAUACUAUUUCUUUAUGGCGUCGCACCAGCAGUCAAGAAUACAAUCAUACCUGGAAAAGAACAAAAUUGGCCCUUUGUUUGAGGAAAUGAUGACCAAACUGAUAAGUGAGACCCCAGAUCAUCCUAUUCCCUUUCUAAUCAAUCACCUGCAGACUAAACAAGGCAGUCCGAGCAAGCUCCAAAGAACUCUGUCAGGAUCUGCGGCUUUGUGGGCAGAGAGCGGGACAGCAGAGAUCAAAGGGACCAGGAGGGAUUUCAGAAGCUAUGAUAAGCCAUGGCAGAUAAAUCCCAAAAAGCCCAAAAAGUCAAAGAGUGACCUUGCUGUAUCAAACAUAUCACCACCUUCACCGGAAUCAAAGUCAUUACCAAGGUCAAUAGAGCAUCCUGGCUGGGACUGGAGUACUAAACCAGAGAGCUGUGACUUUGAGGAACUGAACCUCAUCCUUCAGGAAAGCAGAAAGCUUGGAAAGGCACUGGAGAAUCUGUCGCGCUGCAUUGCUGUCUCUGAUGAAAGUGAUCAGGACCCAAGAGCCUAUAACUCAUCUCUGCUGAGACCCCGAGUAAUAGGAGAGUGGAUUGGUCGUGAGGAGAAUGAUGCUGAUCCACUGGCAGCUGAGAUGUUACAGCCUCCUGUGCCUAAAAAUAAGAAUGAGCAGUGGGAAGGCGAGGACAGCAGUGGCAGUCCUGCAGGGAGCUUGAAGAUGGAGCCAAAGAGCAAAGGUCUGAAGCAGCAGCAGCAGCACCACAAGAAGCUGCUGGCAGCAAUGCUGUCCCAGGACUCCUUCGACUCGCUCCCCAGCUUUGCAUCCUCCGUGCCCGAGGAGGAGAUUGACGACGAGGACGACGCCAUGGAACUACUGGAGGACCUUGAUGAUUUACGAAUGGAAGGAGUAACCAGCUUGGCAUCUUCUGGUAACAAGUUUAGCCAGGGUCGCAGUUCUUAUUGUCCUGAACCCCAAGCCAAAGUCACACUCAACAUCUGCUCAAGGUGUGCCAGGCUUCAAGGUGAUAGUCUGGUAGAAGCAAGAGAUGAUGAGCCGUUGUACUCCAGUGAACAAGCUGUACCAGACAUAGCAUUUCUGUUUUGUUUUGGAGCAGGUUCGUUGCCUGGGGUUGAAACUCUGAUGGAGAAUGAUGAAGAAUUUGAGAGUGCUUCUCAAGUGACCGGGCCUCGUCGACCAUUCUGGGACUCAGAUGCAAUGUAUGCCAGAAGCGGGAGCUCCCUAAGGCAGAAACAAUUGAAGGAGUCCUUCUCCACAAAGGAACUGCAAUGUAUGGAGAAGCAUCUCACUGAAGUUGAAAAAGACCUGGCCAAGAUUGCUGAAGCCACACAAGUUCGGAGCCCAAACAGUCCACACAGCAGUCUACUUCUGACACCAACUCGUCAAGGCAACCAGCAGGUGUUGCCUGGUCAGAAUUCCAGUCCUCAAACACCAGGAAGCCUUGCUGGUAAAAGCAGCCAGCUACAACUCCAAGGAAACAAACCAGCCUCCUUAGCAAACAGUAGAUCACAGACACCAAGCAACCAAAACAGUAGGCCCCAAACUCCGAACACACUCACCAGCAGGCCCAGGACACCUUCGGCUCAAGGUAGUAGACCCAUGACCCCUAACAGUUUACUGCCACGACCCCUCACUCCUAGCAAACAAGGUAACAAGGAGGGAAACAUUGGAAGCCAAAGGAGCAGGCCAGUAACACCUACAAGUCAGGUUGGGCCUCUGCUUUCACCAACGGGACUGGCUAUUGGGCAAAUAGCUGGAGAAAGUGUGGGAAAUGCUGCUACUCAAAGAAACAAUCUGUCAGAGGACGAGUCUUAUCAGCAGUUGCAGGCUGCCCAUCAGCCAUGGCUAAUCCCCAGUGACACAGACAGUGAUUGUGUGGAUCAGGCUGAUCAAGACAAAUGUAGCCAAAGUGGAGUGCGGGAUGCCAAUAAAAGAUCAGUGUUUUCAGAGGGUCGCAGUGAGCAGGAGCCUAACCCGGCAGACGCAGGGCGCCAGGCAGGACUACACCCUGGAUGGGACGCCAGUCCAUCGCAGUUUAUGAUGAAAAAACAGAAAAAGAAGACUAAACUGAUUUAAUGAUUAUGCAACACAAACUACCGGGCAUUUUGAAAAUUCUGUGUGUAUAAAACAUUGAAAUAAUAUGAUUUAUUUUUCUAACAUAUAUGAAAAUAGAUAUAUUCAGAGGGUGACUUUUUCAGAUGCAAUUAUUCAUUACCUUCAGCUUCAGACAUGUACAGUUAAUCAUUUUUAUUAAUGUUUCAUCUAAAAUAUCUCAUAUAGGACCCUAUUCAUAAAACUUUACAGACUGUUUUUUGAGUGUAUAUAAACAUUAGGCUAAACUGUGUUUAAAAGUUAGAAUACAUUUCUAGACCGUCUAAAGCAGUCCAAAAGGAUUUAGUACCCAAAGCUUUGUGAUUAGGGUCCAUAGAUUCCAAUUGAUGGGGUUGCAGUCACAUGACCCCAGCAGGCUACGCCACCAUACUGGUGGUCAAAACAACCAAGGCAGCAAAUAUAAAAACGGUAUCUUUCACAGCUAAAAGUAAUGCAUUUGCAACCAGAGAACACACUUCUUACCUCCAGUCACAACUAGAAAGAUAUAGUGGUAAGUGCCAGAUACUUUGUGACCCCUACUGUGCACCCCCAGUGAGUGAGCACACUUUGAUGUGAUUUGCUGUGUAAACCAUUCUAGUUUCUUUUUUCCUUUUAAGAAAACUUACUUACAUGUUACCAAUUAGUAAAAUAUACAUUUUCAAUAGUUUGUUAUAAAAAUAGGUGGUUGUUUAGCCCACCACUGUGGCUGCACCGGUCCGUGGUGACUUGAUGAAAACCCUAAAUUGCUUGCUCAGAGCAUGCUUCUGGAGGAUUUCAGUUAGUACUUAUUCAUAAAAAAUAGAUGUAUUUAAAUCACUUUGUAAUCACUAGUUUGUUGUGUUAGGUUUACCCUGUAAUUACAUGUGUAUUUAUUGCUGAGUGCCAUAAAGUGCUCUUUCAAGACUCUUACACUAUCUUGCCUUUUCAAAUCACACGCAUUGUCAUUAAAAUGUGAAAAUGGAUUCACGGCUAUUUAUUUACAAAAACAAACACAGCCCAGAUUGCUGUUUCAGAUGUUAUUGUGUGAACUUAACAAAACUGGUAAACCACGAAGGGAUUCAAUACAGUCAUGUCAAAACAUCUGACAUGGUGCCUCAAUACAAAAACAAAUCACUCAUUCAUCAUGCUCAUUUUAGUUCAAAACAUGUUUUGUUUUUUUUUUUUUUAAAUUUGCAAACAAAUGGCUUUCGCAACAGUGGAAGAUAAAAGCAACAGUGAGUCACAAAUGUAUUUAACCAGUGGCAAAAAAAAAUAUAUAUAUAUAGUAUCAAGCUUUAAACUUUCUGUUUGUAUGAAAAUCAAAAUAGCAAAGACAUAAACAAUUACUGUUCUCAGGAUAUGCAACAAAUAAUCACAUAUAAAGUUAAACCAAAACUGGGCCAAAACAUUAAACUUUAUUGUUAACCCCUUAGCCUCCACCAAUUAUUACAUACAGUCACAGACAUAAGUAUUGGCACCCUACGCUUAUUAUACCAUAAUUCAAGGUAACAGGUCAAGGACAAGCAUGUAGUAAAUUUAACCACUUUUUAAUAAAACAAAAAGCAAAAUACAUAAUUUCUAGUGAUUUAACAACUAAUCUUGCUAAAAAAAACGAACUUUUUUAAUUUAAAGUAUUCGUUCAUGACAAGUACUGGCACCCCUGCUUUAGUAUUUCAUGUGUCCUCCUUUUGCUUUUAUUACAAGCUUUCAGACAUGUAUAAUGGUCGUUCCAGAACUUCUGUCUUUGUUUUCUUCAAAAAUUCCAGAGUUGACCUAGCUGCAUGCUUUGGGUCUUUGUCGUGAUAAACUGUCUGCCAAUCAGCCUACAAACAGAUGGGAUCAUCGUACUUUGUAGAAUGUUUUGAUACAUGGCUGCAUUCAUUCAGUCUUCAAUCACAUGAAUGUCUCCAGUUCCUUAACUGCUAAUACACCCCCAUAUCAUGAUCAAACCACCUCCAUGUUUAACUAGGUACAAGGUUUUCUUCAUUGAAGGCUUUCCCUUUUUUCUCCAAACAUCCAAACAUACUGAGAUCUGUCCUCUAACUCACUGCAGGAAGAGCGAUUUAAAAAAAAAAAAAAGUGCUCUGGCUUUUCUGUUCCAUACCACAUCAUGGAUCAGUAUUGUUGUGUUACCUGUUUAACAAUGUGGGCAAUAAUCCUUACAUUAUCAUUGCACUAGAAUGACCAUUUUGAAAAGAGGUUUGAAACAUUAAAGUAUACAUUAUAUAAACAGUUGUAGCAACACGUGGGGAUGUGUAACGCUAUAUUUUUUAACCCCGCUUCUUACUCUUUAAUUAUUGUGUAAUGAUUUUCAAUUAAUUAAUAUAUUUUUUAAUUAGUUCUAUUACAUUUUUACAGACUUUGAAUGCCAAAAUGUUGUCAUGAACAAAUAUUUGAAAUUGUUUAAAUGCUUUUUUAUUUAUUUUUUUAUAAAGAUGGUUUGUUAAACUACCAUAAAUUGUGUUUGUCAUAUUAAUUGUCAUAUUAAUUGGUGGCUAAUGAUCACUAAAUGCUUGUAUUUAACAUGUUUUCAUGAAUUACCUUAUAUUAAGUGUAGGGUGCCAAUACUUUUUUCUGCGACUGUAUUUGUCUGCCCAGAUAAAAAAAGAAAGUAAAUACUUCUGUAUCAAUCAAACUAAACUCUAGCAUUGUUAUGCAUUAGUUCAGUGGUUUUAAAGUACAAGUGUGUAGCAAUGGUAACAGAUCAUUCUCCAUACUAAAAAGAGGUACUAAAAAUAGAGGACCUCAGUGCCUACCGGUUGCCCACAUAAAACUGCAUUAUGAGAGGUCUAAGGUUCUGAGGCCCAAAUUUAUAAAGGGGAAAAACCGACCGCAAAAAGCCACGUAAUGUGCGUGUUCAGUACGGCCACACUCAGCGUCAAAAUAACAACCUAUUUUAUAAGUCUAAUUAAGUGAAGCAGGUGAUUCCACAAUCAAACAAUUUAAAUACCCCUCACUGCAAUUAGAUGUGUUACAAGCUCAAAAUACAUCACCAGGACAAAGAAAUAAAAUAUGGAAUGUGUGGUGGCUUCUUAAACAAAUUUACCACUUCAGAGUUUGUAGUCUAGGUUGCUUAUACAUUAAGACGCAUCAUCCAGGUACUGUGCUUCGCAUAUUAGUUCAACUUCUUAUUUCAUAUAGAAUAAUUCCAGGCGUAUAGACUUUUCAAACUUCAUAAACAAUACGUUUUAUUUACUUACAUCCAUGGCAGUUAAACGGGUGGAAAAUCCUUCCAUUGUACAGCAAUAUGUUCAACAACAAUAACUCCAUACAGCUUCAUACGAACAGUCUUCAGUUUAAAUCUUCUUAAAUUCUUAUGCAGUUACAACUCUCCUAUUUCUUAUGUAUGUCUGUAUUUCUGACUCUAUGUAUGAUUUUAAAGUAUAUCUGUAUGGUCUAUAAUAUAGCUACAUUAUUCAGAUGUGCCUACAACCAGCUGUACAAACUAACUGCGUCAUCUGUCCCUUUGUCCUUUUUUUACCGUUUUCUUUCAAACUCAAAUUUAACAAUACUCCCUGAACCAGUAUUGUUAAAUACCAGAAUGCCAUAUAACAAAACAUAAAUUCUGUAGGAAUUACUAAAAUAACAGUGGAGGAUGAGCCCUCAUUGUAUUACAUGUAUAUGAGACUUUUUCUGUAGUGUGCCUCGGAAUAUCGUUCCAUCUUAAUCACUUCCACCGUUCUUAUAAUAAUGCCUACACUCUAGAAGUAAAGGCUCUUGUUAGAACCUUGUUUUGCCACUGUAGGGAGACCUUUUUAGGUGCUUCUAAGAACCUUUUUUUACAUGGAUUCUAUAUUCUCUAUUUGCAGACUUUCUUUUUUGUCAUGUAAGCUAUGAAACAUGUAUUGAAAAUUGGAGUUUGCAAAACAAUACAGUAUUAUAAACCACAAUUUACAAACGGACUUGAUCAGAAUGGUUAAAAAAUGAGUUAUUUGCAAAAUGUUAUUAAAUGUUUCUUUGUCCUUGUGACAGGGAUGGCUUUGUGGUGACGUCAGGUCAGAAACAGGAAAAAGACGCUUGCAAAAAUAAAAUAAAAGAUUUAACAAAAACACUUGCUCACAGAGCAAAAUAAAGGUUUUAAAUAAAACAAAUAUCUUACACAAAACACACAGGUCAGGCUGGGCAGAUCGCUUUCACUGAUCCUAUGUUUACUUUUUCUUUUCAUUUUCUCCUCGCUCCCUCUUGUUCACUCCUCCAAACUCCCACACAGAGUGCAGAGAGCUGCAGGCUUAUAUGCAGGUGACCAUCUCCCGAUUAGCAACAAUUAAACAUAAUUAAUUUGGGAGAUGGUCACCUUCUGCACAAGGUGCUUCCCAUCCACGCUGUAAAACAUUAAUACGGCUUUUCGCCGUCAUAUUUAAAAAUACAAAGCAAAUACACUUAUAACUUUAAAGUCUGUUUCAAAGCUCUUUUCAAAAUGUUUGCUCUAGUGCACUGGGGUUCGAAAUCUGUCCUCUAAAUCCUGCAGGAAGAGAGAUUUAAAAAAAUUAAAUAAAAAAACAAACAUGACAAGUGCCCUGCCUUUUCUGUUUCAUACCACAUCCUGGAUCGUUAUUGCUGUGUUACCUGUAUUGCUGUGUUACCUUUUUGACAAUGUGAGCAAAACUGAACCGAUUAUGUUAAUUAUCUGCCUAUCAAUGAACUUUGGUGGGCGGUAAUGUGAAAAAUCUGGAAAUUGGCGUUUAUUGCAUUUUGGAACCAAACUCUUAUAUAUCAUUAAAAAAAAUGAAAAGCCUGCCCACAGCAGGUGGUCAUCAGCAUUUGAAAAAAUCAUAUACUGUAUAUCGCUGUAAUAACAUGGAUUAUUGAGUGUCAUGUGAUCCCUCCACCGCUACCACCUCUGGUAUUUGAAAGCUGCAAGUUCACACAGGGAAAUAUUAUACAGGACAACUCUAUGUGAUGUAUUUUCUGCUUUGGAAAAACACAGCUGCCAAGAUACUUGAUGAGCUAAAGGAUCAGAUCUCAGGCAUCAGCAGGGUCAUGCCGAGGACACUGUGGUUUCUACCAGUGAUGCAGUAUUUGUCAGUGCUUUUGAAGGAUAGUUGUUUUAUCGGUCUGCCUCGCUAGCACAUUGCAAAAAUCUACAACUUGUAUUGGUUUUUAUUCCCAUGAAACAGACAGUACCCAGUAGGGUACAGUGGCAAUUCCUCAUCCAAAUGGUUCAAAUGGUGUGUUAUUUUGAUAUUUCAGAGAUGGUUUAAGAGGGAACUGACAAAGUCCAUGUGGAAAGCUUUCUGAAAAGCUGUCCCAGGAACAGUCUAUGAAUCACAAGUUAACUAAGACAUACAGUGUUCUGGCCGACAAAAAGCAUCCAUACACUGCUCUAAAUGUUAAAAAAGUAUUGCUUCAAGAAUACCCUUGUGUCUGAUGGCUUUUUUUCUCAAUAUAAUAUAGAAAUAUACAGCAACAUAAAAAUAAAGGUUUUCAAAAGGCAUCUGGUAGUUCCAUGUGUCAAUAUGUACUGUACUUAUAUGUGAACAAUAAAAAGGUGCCCCCUGGCAGAUGUCUUGAAUC